Messenger RNA from Panicum virgatum (switchgrass), 1672 nucleotides. Its product is annotated as E3 ubiquitin-protein ligase ATL6-like. The record is from RefSeq and is a predicted model, not a curated record. The transcript has a single exon. NCBI's taxonomy places the organism in Eukaryota, Viridiplantae, Streptophyta, Magnoliopsida, Poales, Poaceae. Bases 257 to 1411 code for a protein of 384 amino acids.
GAGGAAAAAGGCACGUCUGGGAAGAGCAAAGAGGCGCCGAGCAGGCGAGCACCCCAUCGCCGAGGAGAAAGAGGGGCGUGGGCGAGUCCCGGCCUGGGAUUUUAGGCGAGGCGAGCACGCCGACCGGUUCCUCGUGUCGUCAGAGCAGAGUCCCACCGCAGCGAGCAGGCCUCGGCGGCGGCGCGCUAGACGCUAGUGGAGCCGUUCCCCCCCACCCCCCCCCCCCCCCCAAAUUCCGUGCUCCGCUCUUGGGGCGAUGAUGGGGACGCGGGAGCUGCUCCUCGUCCUCUGCCUCCUCGGCGCCGGCAUGGCCGUCGGCGACGCGCAGCCUCCGCCCUCGCCCUCGCCGCCGGCGCCGCCGGCGCAGCAGACGCCGUUCGGGCGCACCAUGUCGACGUUCAUCACGGUGGCCAUCAGCGUCUUCUUCUUCCUGCUCUUCCUCUGCGCGUACGUCAACCAGUGCCGCCUCGCGGACCCCGGCGCGCACGGGGAGGCCGCGGCGGCGGGGGCCGGUGCCGGGGGCGCGUCCAGGAGGGGGAAGCGCGGGCUGGACCCCGCGGUGGUGGCCACGUUCCCCAUCGUGUCCUACAGGGAGGUGGUCGCGCACAAGAUCGGCAAGGGCGUGCUCGAGUGCGCCGUGUGCCUGACGGCGUUCGAGGACGACGACGACCUCCGCCUGCUGCCGCACUGCUCCCACGCCUUCCACCCGGAGUGCAUCGACCCCUGGCUGCAGUCGCGGGUCACCUGCCCGCUCUGCCGCGCCAACCUCGAGAAGCCGGCGCCGGCGCCGGCGGUGUCGCCCCCGUCGCCGCGGGAGCAGGUGGCUGCGGCGCAGCGCCAGCCCUCGCCGCCGCCGGAGGCCGUGACGAUUCCGGUGCUGGGCGAGGGCUCGGCGGAGGAGGAGGACAGCGACGAGGACGACCGGAAGGAGGAGGCCGUCGAGCUCGAGAUGCUGCGCAGCGCGCGGCGCGCGGCGAGGAUGCCGCGGUCGCACUCGACGGGGCACUCGCUCUUCGCGGCGGCGGCAGCCGCCGCCGAGGAGGGCGACCACGAGCGGUUCACGCUGCGGCUUCCGGAGCACGUCCGGGAGCAGGUGCUCCGGUCCCGCCGCCUGAGGCACGCCACCAGCCUGAUCAACCUCUCCGACAUGAGCUCCGAGGGCAGCUCCCGAGGCGGACGCCGCCUGGGAGGAGGAGGAAGCUUCGGCAAUGGCAACGGCAACGGCGGCGGCGGGAGCAGCCACGGCGGGCGGCGGUGGCAGUCGUUCCUGGCCCGGACGGUCUCGUGGGCGCGAGGCGGUGGCGACGGGUCGGUGCGGAAGGGGUGGGACGGGUCCACGAGGAGGGGAAGGGACGACGGCGAGUCCAGCAGGAAGUGCUCGGCCACGCCGCCCCCCGCGGGCCGGCCGUGACCGACGGCGCCGCGCCACCACCACCGCCACCGCGGCACGGAGUGUGCUUGACUGUAAAAUUCGACAAGUUUGUGCGUUUUUUUCCUAAUCAUUUGUAUAUUGUAUUUGUUUAUGUCUAGGAAUAUUUGGCGAUAGCGUGAUAGCGGUCUGUGAAUUUCGCUAACUUUUCUAGCUUUAGUUUACUUCUGCAAGGCGCGGUUUGCUUGCCCUGUAGAUUUCGUGGGCUUGAAAAUUGACAAGGAGAGUGAUCAGUUCAGAGAA